GUUUAAGAAGGGUUGUCAGGCAGGUCACCCGAAGCACGGGCUUUGUUUUGUUAGGUUGGCGGGAGCAGCAUUGUUAACAUGGAGGGACCACAAAACGGUAACAGGAAGAAACACUGACGCCGUACGUGACUUCACAUCGCCGCCACUUGGUGGAGUUGUUGACUCGGGCCGUACAGUUCAGUGGUUCUGAAUGGUGCUAUCCGUUUAGGCGUUUUACGCGGGAAGAAGGCGUGUGUAGACUGACAACAUAACCCUGUGGGACGUUAGUAAAUAAUCCGCGGCACCGCUCCCUGACGACACAAUACAAGUUGGGACUGCAGGUAGUGUUGCUCCGGUGCGAGGUCUCCAUACGUGCGAGUCAUCGUGCCUUCAAACACCACCAUGAGCGGGCGAGGAAGCGGACCGGGAGCAGGGGGGCUGCUGACUGCGGCUAAGAAAGUGAAGAUGGGGAAGAAGCUGGAGCGAGUGAUGAAGGGGGACCGCAGUGCGACCUCUGCGACCUCUCAUGACACUUCAGAUGUGGACGGUAAUAAAUCUCCUGAGCCCUACAGUUGCACAGGUGAUUUUGAGGCAGACUAUACAGAACUGUGUAACCGGGCGGGGCUGAUGGAGAUCCCCAAGGUGGUGCCAAGGCCCCAUAGGCCGGGGCCACCUCCUCCUCCUGACCCUAAGUCUGCCACCCCCAUGUCCCAAAGAGAGAGUUGUAAAAGUGCUCGUAGUACACGUAUGGAGAAAGUGGAGGAGCCGACCUCCCCGGUGCCCUCGGAGCAGGAGGAGCCCCCUCCCACCACCUACACCACCAGCGACAAGUUUGACUACUUUAAGCCAAAGGUACAGGUGGAGCUGGAGAAACCUGAGGACAAGAAGAGCAUGACUGAGGUCUACAUCAGAGGUUGGAAAGUGGACCAGAAGUACAUUGAUAUCUUCAAGCAGUGUUUCCCUGCUGCGGACAAACUGCAUACAAUCGACUUCUGGAAUGUUGGCUUGACAGACAACACGCUGGCUCAGUUUGCAGCAGUCGCCUCACAGUGUCUCAAUCUCAGGACUGUCAAACUGGAUGGGAACCCUGUGCCAGGGGAAGGUUUCCAUCAACUGAUAGGAGAGGACAGCAUGAUUGUCAGUAUGUCCCUGAGAAGCUGUAAGAUAACGGACAAGGGUGCAGAGCUGAUCGGAAAGGCGCUGUCCACAGCCAAGACACGGAACCAGAGUCUGUGUGCCCUCAACCUCAACAGUAAUAUGAUCACAGACGCAGGGGCAUGCUACAUUGCUAAUGGCUUGAGGAUGAACAGGACACUUCUAGUUCUGUCCAUUGCCAAUAAUGCCAUCGGAGAUGAAGCUGCUAAGAAGUUUGGAGAGGUGCUGUCCAGAUUUUCCCUGACCCAUGAGGAAGUCGUGGAGAGGAGGAAAGUUCUGUCAGAGAAGGGAGCCCCUGAUGUCAGGAGAUCACCCAUCUCCAGACGAGCGGAGUCCCGGGACAGGCCAGGCAGCCAGAGCAGCAGGUCACAGCUGGACAAGUCCAUGGCCAAGUCUGGGCGGGCCUCUUCGAAAGCAAAGAAGGACAAAAAGGAAGAUGACAAAAAGGGAAAGGGAAAAGAUGACAAGUGGAAGAAAGAGCCACAGCGGGGUGCUUCCAAAGCAAACUCUCUAGGAUUUACAUCUGAACUACAAACAGAAACUCUGGGCAAGGCAUCCAAGGGCAAAGGUCGGCAGUCGGGCGGCAAGAAGGGCCAGGGUGCAGGCUCCAUAACUGAAGCUGAGACUCCUGACAUCCUAGAGAUUAUCAACCCCCUGUUGGAGGAGGCAGAGAGAGUGGAUGGGGAGCUGCUCAUCCCUGGAAACAGGGCACUCAUCAACCUCAACAUCUCCAGAAACAGAAUAGGUGAGGCAGGUCUGAAGUCCCUGCUGAAGGGGAUCCAGUACCAGAUCACUCUCACCACGCUGGGGUCGCGGUCAGGUGGCACCGGGCUCAUGAGGCUGUCUGUGCAGAAAAACAGCUUCCCGCUAAACCAUGAGUCUUACCUGAAAAUGCAGGAGUUGAUGAUGACCCGAGACCCCCUGUACAAGCCACCGUCUAAAACUCCUGACGAGGAGUCAACAUCUCAGGCCACUGGGUCAUAGUGCGCAGCUCCUGUACCAUCAACAUUAUGUGUUUCUACUUUACCUGUCUUACAAAAGAUGUUGACAUGUUUCAAAAAAGUAUCCACAAGGGCAGUAACCUUUGAGGCCAAGGUUUAUACUAUAGCAGUUGUAUAUUCCUUAGAGAAUGUGUAUGUCAGUUUGCUUUCAAGAAAUUUUAGAACCAGAGGGUUAGUGUUUCGUAGAAUGUUACAAUAUAUUAUUAUGCCAUUGAUUAUGCCAUAAGAAAGGAGUGCAUUGUUUUUAGUAAAUGUGUCUUGCCAAUGCUUUUUUAUAUAUGUCCAAGUGCAAUAAUGUUAACACUGGAAAACAGUGCAAUGGUUAUAAACAGUGAAGUAUGUUGGCAGAUUUUGGUGUUGGUUUUAGUCUACAAUAUUAUGUAGCUGUAAUGAAAAACUGAUGUGCCAGGGAUUUUACUAGUCCAACACAUCUGCCAUGUUUCAUGUAAGUUAGACAGGUGUUGUACUAUUGUAUGAAUUGUUGUUUUAUAGAUAUAUUAUGAGUAUGGGAGAUAGUUUUGUUGUACAACCUUUUUUAAAAAUGUUUGAACGAAGAUAUCUGGUUUAUAGAAAAUGCAGUCAAAUAUAUCUGGUCCCACAAUUCUCAAUGAUGGUAGAGCUACUGUGUGUUGUAUACAUGCGCAUGUACCUACAAGAGGUAUGUAUAUAUCUGGUGAAAAAUCGAAAAGUGUAAAGUUAUAUGAGAUUAUUUUGGUGUAUAUAAAAUGUCUGCAACUGGUUA
Branchiostoma floridae (Florida lancelet) is the source of this 2877-nucleotide messenger RNA. Its product is annotated as leucine-rich repeat-containing protein 71-like. Bases 382 to 2118 code for a protein of 578 amino acids. The record is from RefSeq and is a predicted model, not a curated record. Lineage: Eukaryota; Metazoa; Chordata; Leptocardii; Amphioxiformes; Branchiostomatidae. Gene Ontology annotation, molecular function: protein binding. The transcript has 20 exons.